Messenger RNA from Entrophospora sp. SA101, 1071 nucleotides. The record is from the annotation of a GenBank genome assembly. NCBI's taxonomy places the organism in Eukaryota, Fungi, Glomeromycota, Glomeromycetes, Entrophosporales, Entrophosporaceae.
AUGACCAGCAACACAGGAAUUAAAUUCAAUUCAAUACCUGGACGUCAAUUUCCAGUAAUCGGUGAACAUAUCGAAAUUGUACACAAUAAGAUCGAUAUUGAUUCCUAUGAUCUCAAACAAGAUGAAUUAUUGGUAAAAAACAUCUAUAUAUCAUUAGAUCCUUAUAUGCGUGGCAAAAUGAGACCACCCGAAAUCAAGUCUUAUAAUGAAGCAUUUGUUGUUGGCAAAGUUUUGGAGGCUGGUGGUGUUGGUAAAGUGAUCAAAAGUAAUAAUUCAAGAUAUAAAGUUGGUGAUUUAUAUUCUGGAAUGACCGGAUGGGAGGAAUAUUCGGUGAUUCCGGCGCAAACUGCAAAUCAAAAUUCAAGAUUCACUGAGGGUUUAAAUUCUGCUGAAAAUUUAGGUAUUCCACUUAGCUAUUUUUUGGGACUAUUUGGUAUGCCUGGUAUGACAGCUUAUUGUGGAUUAUUUAAAAUUGGCCAACCAAAAAAGGGCGAAACUAUUUAUAUUUCGACAGCAGCAGGCGCAGUAGGACAAGUUGCUUGUCAAAUCUCUAAAAUUUUAGGAUUACGUGUUGUUGGUUCCGCUGGUGAUGAUGGUAAAGUUGAUUUCCUUUUAAAUGAAUUGAAACUGGAUGGAGCUUUCAAUUAUAAAAAAGUUGAUAUCAAAAAGAAAUUAAAAGAACUAUGUCCAAAUGGAAUAGAUAUUUAUUUUGAUAAUGUUGGAGGAGAGAUGUUGGAUAUAGUAUUGCUCCAAUUGAAUGAUUUUGCAAGAGUGAUAGGUUGUGGAAUGAUAUCACAAUACAAUGCUGAAAAACCAUACCGUAUCAAAAACCUUAUCGCUACUAUUCCAAAGCGUGCUCUUUAUCAAGGCUUUAUUGUGACCGAUCAUUAUAAAGAAUUGUAUGAGAAGUUUCUAAAAGAUAUGAAUGAGUGGUUUAAAUCUUCCAAAUUAAAGUAUAAAGAAGAAUUCGUUAUAGGAAUUGAAAAUGCGCCUGAAGCCUUUUUGGGACUGUUGAACGGUAAAAAUUUUGGUAAAGUGGUUGUUAAAAUUGAUAAAAAUGCAAAAUUGUGA